GGGUGCUCAGACAUACAGUAGCGUGAAACAAGUGCCAAGCCAGCAGCUGAAGAGGCCCCAGUGCAGUGCUAAAUCUGGAGCCCUAUUGUGCUGCUGGCUACAAUCAAAAAGCAAGGAUGGGAUUAGGGCCACAUUAUGGAAGCAUGGCCAAGCAGAAAAAAAAGCACUAAUGACAAGAGAGAGCAAGAAAAGAGGGAAAAGGUGGAACAACGAGUAAGAAAGUAUAGGGAAGCACUAAAAAGUAAUCUAGAAAGAUAUGAAGAGGCUAAAAGGCUAGAGAGAGAAAGAUACCAAAGAAGGAAGGAACAGGGCAAAAUAAAAUCCAUCAAUGAUCUGACCCCUCGGCAGCAGAGAAAAUUACGAAAAGACUGGAGAGCUAGAAGUAAAAAAGUUACGACAAGUUACGACAGGAACCCGUGCAGGGAAAUGUGGAGGGUUUGGGAACAAUGCGGCCGCACUCGAUGCGUGAGAAUUCUGUGCAAACCCCUACGCACCAAAAUAUUCCGGAGACGCCAACAUCAGCAAUAUUGACAGCAGGUUAAAGAAGAUUAAGAAGAAAUAGAAGAAAGUUGAGAUUCGAGAUUCAAAAACUAAAGAAAGAACUUAAAAGAGAAAAAGCUAAGAAAGAAAAAUACAAGUAGAGGCUUUAUAGAAAUCGUAACCCAGACAAAGAUUCCCCAAACUCUAACGUUCAGAGAAUGAUUGAUGACAAAAGAAUUUCAAAUGAGAUUAAACAACCCUUACUUUUUGGGGCAGUUUUGUCUACCCAAAUAAAAGAAAAUGAAUUUUCAAAAAAUAAUAGAGAAGAAAGAAGGAAUCUGAUGGCGGCUGUUUCAGGAAGAGUAAUAAAAAAUACCGUUUUCAAGAAAGACUUAAGAUGUUAGUACCUAAGCGUUUCAAAUAUAAUAAGAAAAACAGCAGAAUUUUCGAUCGUAUAUGGACAGAGGUUCGAAGAAAAAUCAUACAUUUUUAUGAAAAUGAUGACUCAAGCCGAAUAUGCCCAGGAAAAAAGUAAACGAUAACAUUUAAAAAAGUAAAACAACAGAAGAGGUAUUUGAACUACUCUCUGAAAGAUCUAUAUGCCAAAUUUAGCUGUACUUAUCCAGACAAAAAGGUAAGCUACAGCUUCUUCUGUAAGAUGCGACCUUUUUGGGUGGUUCCAUUGAAGGUUAAAGAUCGUGACACAUGUUUUUGUGAAACUCACGUCAAUUUCCAGUAUGUGGUUUCGAAAUUAUAAUUUUACAACAUUAUUAAAUAAAAUAGCUGCAACGAAAUUAUCAAAAAGAUAACGUGCUCCGCUGAAGACAAAAUCAAGGAAGCAUGCUUAAAAAGAAAAUGUCCUGAAUGUUUAC
This is a messenger RNA of Acanthoscelides obtectus, 1352 nucleotides long. The record is from the annotation of a GenBank genome assembly. Lineage: Eukaryota; Metazoa; Arthropoda; Insecta; Coleoptera; Chrysomelidae.